Drosophila biarmipes is the source of this 1285-nucleotide messenger RNA. Its product is annotated as protein FAM136A. Bases 158 to 553 code for a protein of 131 amino acids. NCBI's taxonomy places the organism in Eukaryota, Metazoa, Arthropoda, Insecta, Diptera, Drosophilidae. The record is from RefSeq and is a predicted model, not a curated record. Gene Ontology annotation, cellular component: cytoplasm. The transcript is spliced from 2 exons.
CCUAGAUACAAAAGUUAAAAAAUAUAUUGGAAUAACCUGGGGACAGCCAAAUCCCAUUGGCCUAGUGACUUCCACUCACUCUGAAUAACUUCGAAACGACCUACUCAAGUUUCCAAAACAAACCAAGUAUUAUACAUAAUAUAGGAGUAUUGCCAGGAUGGACUGCGACAAUCCCAGCUUGGAGGCGCAGCGCGAGCGAGUGGGCAGUGCGAUCGUGACCGCCAUGGAGGACCUGGACCGGGACUACCUGCGGAAGCUGCAGAUCGAGAUGCACGCCUGCGCGACCGCCUGCUGCGCGGAAGCGGAUGCGAGCGCGGAGGCGGUGGAGCGCUGCGUGGACCGCUGCCAGGUCCGCUUGACCCGCGCCCGCUGCUUCGUGCAGCAGGGCAUGUCCGACUUCGAGAACCGCCUGGAGAAGUGCGUCCAGCAGUGCCGGCUCCACGGAUCCGGGGACCUCCUGGAGCGCUGCUCCAGCAACUGCGUGGACAGUCACGUGGGCCUGCUGCCCGAAAUGCUCAGGGCCAUGCGAGACACCCUGGAGAAGGGUGUUUAGGAGGGCCCUAUUGGGUUUCUCUGUGCGCCUUACGGAUCUCCAAGGAACCACACAACUUCUAUAUACUACUUCAAAAACAUAUUCAAAUAUUCUCUAAACCCAGUGGACACAGCCUUUUGUGUGACAGGCAGCUGAGGAGCUAGUGCCUUGGCCUCAGGUGUAGGACUCUGUACUGUGGGAUGCUGGCUACGGGCCGCUCCUCAAAGUGGCAAGUCAAGCGGAGAAGGUGCAGAGGACCAAGGACGCUGCGGCCUGUGUGAUAUGUUAAUUUGGCCUAAACUACACACCAACGGCAAGCGGCGAAUGGCGAAUGGCAAAUGGCAGAUGCGAGAGCGCUAGGAUGCGAGAACGAAAGCGAAACGCGUCCUUCGCCCGCAAAUCCCAAAGGCGAAAUGUGUCAUACAUUCGCCAGUUAGCGAAGGAUUUCACAGAAAAGCACACAGUAUUUUAUAUAUUUUUUUUCAUCUUCCGUCGGCUGUCUUUGGCAGCUUUUUGAACCCGGACAUGGGGCAGUUUUGAUUUAUGCCACAAGAUGCGACAGUCUCGAGGAGUAUAUGAAAAUAAAUCAGUUUGGCAUUCUAGAGUUUUCGGAUUUAUUCGGUACAUCGGGAGGGCGUUAGACUUUGAGCUGGCCUUUUAACUAAAUAGAUUGAAUGUUAUGAAAUAGAUUUCAAGUCUUUGACUAAGCUAAAGCUUGCAUAAUAAAUAAUAUUUUAUUUUAUAUCUUUGGUA